CCUCCAAGCGCAAGCGGCGCCGUGACUAGAAGAAGAUAUUCAGAUUUUCCCAAGGAAAAGGACCUUUUCCAAGUUGCAAAGCCGUCAUCGCAUCAUGUCAGCGCCAGAGGUUGUUGGGGAGGGUGAUUCGUGGCGUCCUUUCCUGUCAGCCUACUCGCAUUGGCAUGUCACUGCUGCAGGUAUCGGAAGCCCCCUCUCGUUAUUGGAUAUUGGUUUUGGUGGCGUUUGCGGCCUGUGGUUUCCCUUCGUGGGGUUCUGCAGCAGCCAGCCAGUGUGGCGGAUGUGCCAGACGGUCCUGGUGCUGAUACUUCUUUGCGGAGAAAGAAGUCUGGCUCGUCAAUUCUCUGCGAUUUCAUCACCUGCGGCUCCGCGCACCCCAGGACAACUCUCUGCACUAGAGCAGUAUCUCCAGUCCGAAGGCAGCUUUGACGCGUACGAAAAUCUGAAGCGGUUCUUGCUCGUACUAGCCUACUUUUGUAUCAUGUGGAUCAUGGCGGACCAACGGAUAAAAAACGUAAACCUAAACGGGCGGAGCGCCGACGUACCAGAAAAAAGCGAUAUGAGAAGUAGCGGUCUUCCUUCUCCGGUUACGGUGCCGGAAAUCGCCACACUUAUCGUUUUCUAUGCGAAUGUCUGGGAAGCGGGCGCUUUUGCCGUGUUCCAAAGCGACUACGUGCUUGGAUUCCUCAUUCUGGCCUUUGCUUUUCCGAUGGAGUACUUGACAGUCUGCCCACAGACGAACACCAUACGGCUAAAACUCACCAAGACCGCAGGCAAUGCACUGAAUCUUGACAGGAACGGUACUGGAACGAAGGGACAGCAACUAGUCGGGCACCAGGUCCAGCUCCAGGACAAAGAAAAGCAUAGCAAGCAGGAUGAUGAGUUGAAGGACAAUGCCAGUAGAAGUAGUGGCGCAACGUCAUCCUGUUCCACCAGUUGUAUAAUACGUUUCAACGAUGCGGAGUACCGAGCUGGCCUGGCGAUGAACCGGGCACACUGCGCACUGAUUGGACUGUGGCACUUUUUCGGCUACCGGUGGCGCGUCCGGCGGCGCUGCCUCCUGCCGGCCAUGAGUUGCUUUAUGCCGCUUCUCCUGUGCGAGCUCCUUCAUCGCUAUUGGAGUUACCGCCAGGGCAGUUCUGGUGCCCUUCUUCGAACCAAAAGUGCAACUGUAUCUUCUACUAGUCAAGACACAAUGUUGAAUCUGAAUGCUAAGGCUUCACCACGCUCGAGAACGUUUUCAUCCGCACCGUCCCUCGCCGCGGUGCCCAUUCCGUCCGUUCUCGCGCCUACGCACGUCUGGGCGGUGUUGCGGCUUUUCGCGUUGAUUCCGUUCAGCAUCUACGAUACGUUUUUUGACCACGGGUUUGACAAGCGAGCCCAGCAAGGCCUGUUUCCGGAGGGCCAAUUUUCGCACUACGAGUCGACUGUUCUGCGUAACGGGAUCUCCUUGCUUGCGUUUGUCGCCCUGCACUUCACCUGCGGCCUGGUGUCUGGCAGUGCACCGACGUGGGAGUGCGGCAACUCCUCUGCGUGGAGCCAACUGAAGUCGCUCUUCCUCGGAGCGACUACCUUGGACGUUUCGAAUUCGACGUCGUUUACUGGGAGAUUUUUUGCGAACCUACACCAUGGUGGACGUGGCCGUCGCGGACGACCCGGUAGUAAGAACGUUUAUUUCAAGGAGAAAAUGGGCUGAGAAAGACAAAGAGAAGGUGGAGAACAUUUGCCGAAAACCUAUCCAAUCAUGUAAAUGUAUGUUUGUGUUUCUAUUUGUCUUUGUUCUGCACCUCGUUGCUGAGGUAGGAGGAGGACGUGGACGUAGGUACGUCAGAUGUACUAACUGUCACGUCCUGUUGAAUUUUGGAAAGCGCAAGCACCAGAGGUGUGUUGGAAUUGCUGGAGUUUUAUCUUUCAGCUCGGCCGCCUGGCUGCUGGAUGCAUUUGUACACUUGUCGCAAGUUGACGUGCGCUCCAUUCUAGUCUUUAAUUUUGCAUCUGGAUUGCAGCUGCUCUCAACAGCUCCUGCCACCAUUUUCCACAGAAUUGAUUCGCUCAGCAUUUGAAGUAGCUGUAGCGUAGGAUAAUUUCCAACUGAUGAGCAGUCGAGACGUC
This is a messenger RNA of Amoebophrya sp. A120, 2112 nucleotides long. Lineage: Eukaryota; Dinophyceae; Syndiniales; Amoebophryaceae. The record is from the annotation of a GenBank genome assembly.